AUCGACAGUUUUAUCUGUAGUUUAUGUCAUGUAAUGUCAUGUGUACGGUGUGUUUCUAUCAGUAUUGAGAUAUAACAGUGAUUUAUUAUCAUUAUUUAAAAAUAAUUAUGAUUCCGUUUGUGAAAUUGUUGUACGUAUGUCUUGAUGUUUACAUUUGUAUAUGAGUCGGUAGCUCAAAAUAACGUAUAAGGAUUCGAUAAGCAUUGCACAAAUGGCUCGGCGAUUAAGCAACAAAGCAAAGCUGAAGUCACUGUUCACUGUGACGAGCAGUGCUGCUGUUCUGUUUGGCGGCAUUUCUCUUUAUCAAGGCAACGAAAGAUUUUAUAAUGAAAUUGCUAUACCUUUAGUUCAAUUGAUAGAUCCGGAAAUCGCUCACAACCUUGCAGUGAAAACGUUAAAAUAUGGUCUUGUGCCAAAGCAGAAAGCGGAGGAUCCUAACUUGCUUCGAACAACUGUACUAGGCUUGCAGUUUAAAAAUCCAAUUGGUAUGGCAGCAGGAUUUGAUAAACAAGGAGAGGCAGUAGAAGGAUUGCAUAAAAUUGGUUUCAGUUUUGUGGAGAUAGGUUCUGUGACACCGAAACCUCAGCCUGGUAAUCCAAAGCCUAGAGUUUUCAGAUUGCCAGAAGAUAAUGCAGUUGUAAAUCGAUAUGGAUUUAACAGUGAUGGACAUGAUGUUGUAUGGAAACGUCUUAAGAGAUUAAAGGAGAAUAAGAAUUUUAGUGGCAUUCUUGGGGUGAAUUUAGGAAAAAACAAGGAUACGAUAGAUGCAAUUCAAGAUUACAUUGAUGGUAUAAAGAGAUUUAUGGAUGUGGCAGAUUAUUUUGUUAUUAAUGUAUCUAGUCCUAAUACUCCAGGAUUAAGAUCUUUGCAAAACAAGAAGAAUUUGGAGGAAUUACUGUUUAAAAUAAAUGCAGCGAGGCAAUUGAUGGGUAGCAAACAACCGUUGCUUUUAAAACUAGCUCCAGAUUUGUCAGAUUCUGAGCGACAAGAUGUGGCAGAUAUAAUUUUGAACGAGAAAUCUAAAGUGGAUGGUUUAAUUUUGUGCAAUACUACUAUUACGCGACCAAAUUUGAUUAAUCCGAACAAGCAGGAAAGUGGCGGCCUCAGUGGUGCACCGCUUACAAAUCUUUCCACAGCUAUGAUAUCUGACAUGUACAGACGAACGCGUGGUAGGAUACCAAUUAUUGGUGUGGGUGGUGUUUUUUCUGGAUCUGACGUUUACAACAAAAUAAAGGCUGGUGCUUCUCUAGUGCAACUUUAUACGUCAUAUAUAUAUAAUGGACCACCAAUAGUUAGCAAGAUCAAAAGAGAAUUAUGUGAAAUACUUGAAACCAAUGGAUUUUCUUCUGUUACUGAUGCGAUCGGCAAGGAGGCUAAUAGAUAAACAUUUUAUAGUCC
Pogonomyrmex barbatus (red harvester ant) is the source of this 1398-nucleotide messenger RNA. It is a transcript of the gene Dhod, whose product is annotated as dihydroorotate dehydrogenase 2. NCBI's taxonomy places the organism in Eukaryota, Metazoa, Arthropoda, Insecta, Hymenoptera, Formicidae. The record is from RefSeq and is a predicted model, not a curated record. Gene Ontology annotation, biological process: pyrimidine ribonucleotide biosynthetic process; 'de novo' pyrimidine nucleobase biosynthetic process. Gene Ontology annotation, cellular component: cytoplasm; mitochondrial inner membrane. Gene Ontology annotation, molecular function: dihydroorotate dehydrogenase activity.